Messenger RNA from Aspergillus nidulans FGSC A4, 1584 nucleotides. RefSeq names its product cytochrome P450. Gene Ontology annotation, molecular function: heme binding; oxidoreductase activity, acting on paired donors, with incorporation or reduction of molecular oxygen; monooxygenase activity. The record is from RefSeq and is a predicted model, not a curated record. Gene Ontology annotation, cellular component: membrane. Bases 1 to 1584 code for a protein of 527 amino acids. The transcript has 3 exons. NCBI's taxonomy places the organism in Eukaryota, Fungi, Ascomycota, Eurotiomycetes, Eurotiales, Aspergillaceae. Gene Ontology annotation, biological process: secondary metabolite biosynthetic process.
AUGGCGCUCGUGACAGAAAUUCUCGACCACACAGAGCCAUUAUCCAACUACGGUCUCUACAUUCUUCCUUUCUUCAUUUUACUCUACCUUGCCCAACAAUAUUUUCACAAUGGCCUUCACCGUUAUCAUGGCCCAAUCUUGGCCAAGUUUACGAAUCUAUGGCGCUUCUUAGACGUGCGCGGUCGACGCCCAGAGCUCACCCAUAUAGCACUGCACCGAAAAUACGGUGAUGUUGUCAGGCUCGGUCCAAACACAUUGUCCUUUGCGUCUCCGAGUGCUAUCAAAGUCAUUUACGGGCUGAACAAGGGAUUUACCAAGGCUAACAAGUCCCAGUCAGAAUUCUACCCCGUCCAGAUGACUGUCUCAAAAGGCGAGCCUCUUCCAUCCCUUUUCUCGACCUUGGAUGAGAGCUUCCACGCCAAUCUUCGCCGAUCCGUCAACCACGCCUUCUCAAUGUCCUCCCUCGUUCAAUACGAGCCAAUGGUCAACCAAACAGUCGAGCUCUUUUUAGAUCAAACAGCAGCUUUAUUCGCUAAUUCUGGCAAGACAUGCGAUUUUGCACGCUGGCUCCAGUUUUUUGCGUUCGACGUCAUCGGCAGCAUUACGUAUAGCAAACGGCACGGUUUUAUAGAGAAGAACGAAGACAUCGACGGGAUUCUGAAAUCACUCGCUCGGAUCUUUGACUACGCAGGCCCCGUCGGUCAAAUGCCCUGGCUUGAUAAAUGGCUCUGGAAGAAUCCGAUUUAUGAUGUUUUGCAGAGAUGGGGGAUUGCGGAUAACUCGCACCCUGUGGCUAUAUUUGCGCGACAGCGCAUGAAUGAGCGUUUGAUGGCUGAUAAUGGCACCAGAACAGAGGCCGAGCAACAGCAAGACCUGCUCACGAAAUUUAUCCAAGCCGGCAAAGACCGCAAAGACUUCAUGACGGAGAAACGCGUUCUCACAAUGGCCGUCUCUAUGGCCUUUGCCGGCUCCGAGACGACAGCUAUCAGUCUCGCCGCUGUUUUCUAUUACCUGCUCAAGAAUCCCGAGUACAUGGCGCGUCUCCGAGGCGAACUGGACAACGCCGUGGCUCACGGAAUAGUGGAAAACCGGUCCUCAGGUUUAGUUACCUGGUCCGAGUCUCAGAAACUCCCCUUCCUUGACGCCUGCAUCAAGGAAGCCUUCCGUAUCCAUCCAGCUGCAGGUCUCUCCCUCGAACGCGUUGUUCCUGCUUCCGGUAUUGAUAUCGCCGGGCAUUUUAUCCCUGGAGGUACAAUAGUAGGGUGCAGUGCAUGGGUGUUACACAGGCGCGAAGAAAUCUUCGGACCUGAUGUCGAUAGCUUCAUUCCAGAUCGGUGGUUGAACGUGAGCGCGGAGAGGUUGAAGACGAUGAACGGCACGAUGCUGCAGUUUGGGGCUGGGGCGCGGACGUGCAUUGGAAAGAAUAUAUCUCUCAUGGAAAUUUAUAAGCUCGUGCCGAGCUUUUUGAGGAGGUUUGAUAUACAACUUGCGCAUGCGGAUCAAGAGUGGGAGUUGUGGAAUGCUUGGUUUGUGAGGCAGUAUAACUUUAAGACGAAGUUCACUGCUAGGAAUUUUGAAGUAUAG